Messenger RNA from Trichogramma pretiosum, 1558 nucleotides. RefSeq lists its product as uncharacterized. Bases 430 to 1512 code for a protein of 360 amino acids. The transcript is spliced from 4 exons. Lineage: Eukaryota; Metazoa; Arthropoda; Insecta; Hymenoptera; Trichogrammatidae. The record is from RefSeq and is a predicted model, not a curated record.
ACUGCCCAAUGAGCUGCGCGUUAAUGCACGGGCCCAACACCGCACAAGAGAAGAAUAAGUAUUUUAAAGUGUUACGAGCUCCAUAAUAAUAAUGUAUGGGUACAAAUUCGAGAAUCGAGACUCGAGACAUUACCAUAUCGCUUGCGAGACGUUUUUUAAAUCGGUGCGAUAUUGGCAGUAUUGAGGAUUGCGCUCGACGACCGACACUCGCGCGCGCAGCUUUUGCGGAGUUCAUUGCGUCGGCGCGCACGAGACGACGAUAUAAUCAUAAUAACGAGUUUGUUUUGGUUUGUUGUCGUCGUCCGCCGCGGCACAUGCCAUUUAUUAUAAGCCCGUUUUCGACCGUCUGGUGCAGCGCGAGUGCGGGACUCGGUGGUGCAAUUUCAAUUUUUCUACUGUGUUCGGAUUCUGCGUUUUUCCGUUAAAAAAAUGUCGGUUCACGAUCUCAGAAGGCAGAUGACCCUGCUGAAAUUUCCAUACGACGCGAGAGAGGCACUGAAUCGACUAGAGGUCUUGUUCUCCAAGCCGGCCAAGCAGAUCGAUCUGCAGGAGGAGCUCAUCUCGCACUACGUCUUCGGCGAGAUCGACCGAUUGCAAAAAUCGAAGAAGCCCCACGCCAUGAAGGAGCUGCAGCUGAUCGACACGCUCUGCGACUUCUUUCGCAGCCCCGGCGGCAAUCCGGCGAUGCGCAACGCGGUCUUUCUCUCCCUGUUCCCGGCCCACAAUCCCCGGCUGAAGACUCUGGGCCUGCUGAUAUCCUACUGCAUCUCGAUGAACAACGAUCCCACUCUCAGCGCGGCCGGCAUCUGGCUCCAACAGAUGGGACCCACCACGCUGGAGAGCGUACGACUGGCCGAGCAUCUGUACAGCGACUUCUUCGUGUGUUUACCCAAUGCCCGGAAGGUCCUGAUAGACCUGCCCGUGCGAGUUCCUCAUUUCACCGCAAAUCUGUUGACUGCUUUUGGAGAAUUGUACAGUGAAACCAAGCCCCCGCUCGCGUUGGUAAAGAUCGUUGGUCAGUGGAUCAAAGAUAAUCCCAAUAUAUUGUUGUUACCCCUGACAGAAACUCCUGCUUUGCCUAGCGGAUGUAUACCAAUGACACCUGUGACACCGAUAGCAGGAUUAUUUAGGUGGUCUAUUUUGCAUCCAAUAAGAGAUUCCGAUGAAGAAUCGGAUGCCGAAGAAAUUACCAAGUGCUACAAUGCAAUUCAGCAAAUGUUAAUGGACGCUGUCUUGAAGUUGAAAAAAAUCAAUUGUGGAAAUGCCAUUUCUGCUCAACAUUUGGCGGCAACGAUUCGCACAGCCAAUUCAAUAUUACAAAAAAGACCUGAAACUGAUGAAUCUUUAAAGCAAGUGUCUCUGGAAAGGCUUGGACAGUCGAUUAGCACGGCAUUGUCUGUCAAAUGUAUAUAUGGAAACAUACAGGAACUCUUAGCUCUCCUACAGCCAUUAUCACAUCAACAUUUUUUAAUAGAAUGGACUUUGCAGACAUAUGGACCAGAAACUUCUUAAAAAAUAAGUUAUACUUAUAUAUUGUUGAUAUUGUACAGAAAAUUAU